AAGUACUUCCACGUUUGUUUUGCCAUGUUGGAAACGCAGCAAGAUACCCAACCGGAACGUGAUAUUAAUGAUAUAUUUGAUGACAUUAUCCUAACCGAAGAACGUUUAGUGGAGAAAAGCUAUAAAGAAGGUUUUGCUGAAGGUUGCCAACAGGGAAACGCUGAUGGUUACCGUUUGGGUUUCGCUCAGGGUUUACAACUGGGAGAAGAAUUGGCCGAGAUUUUUGGUUUAAUUACCGCCUUACAGCAGCAAAACAAACAUACUGAUAAAGUGAAACGUUGUAUGGAACAGUUGAAAAGUUUAAUUGAAGAAUUUCCUAGAGAAAACGAUCCUGAGGCAGAUAUAGUUGGUGCCCUGGAACAGAUAAGAAAUUUAAAUAAAAGAUUGCGUGUUUCAUUGGGACUGAAGAACACAACUACGGAUUCACCUAUAAAGGAAGAAGAAAGGAAAGAUUUAUCAUUUUAAGCAAAAAAAAGAAAUAAUGUCCUGCCAAAUUUUGCAAAAGCGAGUGGACAGUAUACUGCAGUUUAUGUCCCCACAUUGGUCUUGGGUUAAUUGCCAUAUGGUUAAUUAUUUAACCGACAAUCACUGGCAUAACUUUGUGCCUUCAGAGCUGCAUAAUGAGUUAAAUAAUUGCUAUACUUUAGAUGAAUGUAUAGAGGAGGUUUUUUGGAAUUUACCAGCUUAUGUGGAAGAAUCGUCGACUACGCAAAAAUUUCCGAAGUUUGUAAAAUUUAGACGUUUGGCUCAGCAACAUAGUUUACAUAGUUUUAGUGAUGUUAUAUUAACAGCAACAGAAUUUGAGGAAAAAGUGCUGGGAGUGCCAAAAGAAACAACUCUACAGAUAAAAAUUAAAGAAUUUUUAACCGAAAAGAAACAGCAUGAGGUGGAAAUUACUGCGGGUUUGGUUAAUAAUUUAAUAACUAACAGCAUUUGGCGAGAGCAGGCUAUUAUAGUAGAUGCUGGUGAUGGUAAGGGUUAUUUAUCCUCACGUUUGGCUUUGGAAUAUGGCCAUAACGUUUUGGGCAUUGAUAGUAAUACAGCCAAUACGCAAAAUGCCAUAGAGAGAAGUAAAAAGUUAAAGAAAGCUUGGAAUGGCCUAAAGGAAAGAGCUGAAUUAGAAUCCAAAGGUCUAACACCAGCCAGACGCGGUAAUUUAAAACAAAAGUUGCAACAGAAAAACCUAGUUGAAGACAAAUUGCCGGUUAGUCAAGAAAAUGACAACUACAAGACCAUAGAUAAAUUUAUAACCUCCGAUAUGGAUUUGGUGGGACUAAUACAACAACAAUUUCCCGAAAAUGCUAACCAAGCAACAAUGCCCUCCAUAUGUUUGACUGGCCUGCAUACUUGUGGCAAUCUGGCGGCCACCUGUUUAAAACUUUUUCACACCCAAAUUAGUUGCAAACUAAUGUGCAAUAUCGGCUGCUGUUAUCAUCUGCUAAAGGAACAAUUUUCAACAGACGAAUUCUUUGGCAAUAAACAAAUAUCGGACUUAAAUCAAGAAAUAGGUUUCCCACUUAGCUCCUAUCUAAAAGCAAAAGAAGUAAAAUUAGGACGCAAUGCACGCAUGUUGGCGGCUCAGUCUAUAGAGCGGGUAAUGGCUGCUAAAGAAUUGCCCAAUAUUUCUUUAUACUACCGUGCCUUGCUGGAGUUGUUAAUAUGUGAAGAACACAAGGAUUUAGAAAAUACUGUACAGGUGGGCAAAAUACGUAAAUUCAGUAAUUUUAAAGAGUAUGUAGAUUUGUGUAGAAAAAAGUAUCCGGAUUUAAAUUUAAAGGCGGAGAGGAUAGAUGAAAUUUUCACUGCCCAACAGUUAAGUGGGAAUAAAAAGUAUUUAGAUUUAUUUUAUUUAUUACGCAUGACAUUUGCUCCGGUUUUAGAGUCACUUAUAUUAUUAGAUCGUUUAUUGUUUUUGAGAGAGAAGGGUUAUGAACAAAGCUAUCUAAUACCGGUAUUUGAUCCGGUUGUUUCUCCCAGACAUUUUGCCAUAGUGGCUAUUAAAAAUCAAUAAAAUUAAAAAUAAAUUUCGAAUUAGGCCCUUAAACUCAUUAGUAAUUGAUAAAAGGAGAAAGAAAUUGUCAGUGGUCCAUAUUCUGGAUUAUAUUCUACUCUAGGGCUAGUCUACUCUAUAGUCUGGGCUAUAUAGGCAAGAGUAGGACUGUUACAAGGAUAAAGAGGGCAAUUUGACUUUCAAGAGGACAACUGGUAGUUAUGACGCUAAACACACCGCUCCAGCUUCGUAAACAUCGUACAUGGACAACACAGAAAUUUAUAAAGAAAACCACAUCUAUUAAAAAAUCCACAGUUUUAUUAAAUUUUUCUUUCUUUUUUAUAAAAUAAAAUGAAUUCAA
Messenger RNA from Lucilia sericata (common green bottle fly), 2351 nucleotides. Its product is annotated as methyltransferase-like protein 25. The coding region runs from base 482 to 2011 and encodes 509 amino acids. The transcript is spliced from 3 exons. NCBI's taxonomy places the organism in Eukaryota, Metazoa, Arthropoda, Insecta, Diptera, Calliphoridae. The record is from RefSeq and is a predicted model, not a curated record.